GGCGCGACCCCGACCCCGGAGACCCCCGCCCCGCCGACGCGGGAAACCUGCUACUUCCUCAACGCCACCAUCCUGUUCCUGUUCCGGGAGCUGCGGGACACCGCGCUGGCCCGCCGCUGGGUCACCAAGAAAAUCAAGGUGGAGUUCGAGGAGCUGCUGCAGACCAAGACGGCCGGCCGCCUGCUGGAGGGGCUGAGCCUGCGGGACGUGUUCCUGGGCGAGGCCGUGCCCUUCAUCAAGACCAUCCGCCUCCUCCGGCCCGUGGUGCCCUCGGCCUCUGGAGAGCCCGACGGCGCCGGCCCCGAGGGCGAGGCGCUGCCCGCCACCUCCCCCGAGGAGCUGGCCUUUGAGGCGGAGGUGGAGUACCACGGGGGGUUCCACCUGGCCAUCGACGUGGACCUGGUCUUCGGCAAGUCCGCCUACCUGUUCGUGAAGCUGUCCCGAGUGGUGGGGAGGCUGCGCUUCGUCCUCACCCGCGUGCCGUUCACCCACUGGUUCUUCUCCUUCGUGGAGGACCCGCUGAUCGACUUCGAGGUGCGCUCCCAGUUUGAAGGGCGGCCCAUGCCGCAGCUGACCUCCAUCAUCGUCAACCAGCUCAAGAAAGUCAUCAAGCGCAAGCACACCCUCCCGAGUUACAAGAUCAGGUUUAAGCCGUUUUUUCCAUUCCAAACCUUGCAAGGAUUUGAAGAAGAUGAAGAAGAGCAUAUUCAUAUACAACAGUGGGCACUGACUGAAGGCCGUCUUAAAGUUACAUUGUUAGAAUGUAGCAGAUUACUCAUUUUUGGAUCCUAUGACAGAGAGGCAAAUAUUCAUUGCACACUUGAGUUGAGCAGUGGUGUUUGGGAAGAAAAACAAAGGAGUUCUAUUAAGACGGUUGAAUUAAUUAAGGGGAAUUUACAAAGUGUCGGACUUACACUUCGCCUUGUCCAGUCAACUGAAGGGUACGCUGGGCAUGUGAUCAUUGAGACUGUGGCCCCCAACUCGCCUGCUGCAAUUGCUGAUCUUCAGCGAGGAGAUCGACUGAUUGCAAUUGGAGGUGUGAAAAUCACAUCUACACUGCAGGUGUUGAAGCUCAUCAAACAGGCUGGGGACCGAGUCCUGGUGUAUUAUGAGAGGCCUGUUGGCCAGAGUAAUCAGAGUGCAGUUCUGCAAGAUAAUUUUGGACAGUUGGAAGAAAACUUUCUGUCAAGCUCAUGCCAACCAAAUUAUGAAGAGGAAACUGGGUUGGCAGUAGACACUGAAAAUAGAGACCUGGAUUUGGAAUUUGAAGAUUUGGCAAGUGAUGUCAGGGCACAAAAUGAGUUCAAAGAUGAGGCGCAGUCAGCAAGUCAUAGUCCCAAACGUACUCCAACAACACCUUCAGUUAGACCCCUUGGAACGAUAUCACCAGUUUUAAACCGUAAAUUAGUUACAGGAAGUCACCCACCACCACCACCCAAACUUCUAUCCAAAGAAGGAAACAAAUCCUUAGCCCUAAAACCUUCUGAGACAACAGACCCAGCACAAGUGUCAAAACCCACCCAAGCAUCCACUUUCAAACCACCUGUGCCACCACGACCGCAAAUGAAAGUUCCUUUGCCUUCUGCUGAUGCCCCAGGUCAGGCGGAGCCAGAUGGUCUUGUUGAAAAGCCAGAAAAGCUGCUGCCUCCUCCUCCUGCAGAUAAACCUGCUGAAAAGCAAGCAAAGAACACGGAUCACGUGGAGGACGCAGCUGCAUCUAAGCAGUCUUUAGCAAAGCAGGAAGCAGGGAAGGACUGGACUUCAGAAAGCCCCUGCCCUCCUAAGGACAGUUCGGAUGACCCGCAAACGUGGGAAUCUUCAGAAAUCCCCUAUCGUAAUAAGCUAGGAAAAUGGACAAGAGCCAGAGCAACCUGUUUCUUUGACAUAGAAGCCUGCCACCGGUACUUAAACAUUGCCCUGUGGUGCAGGGAUCCUUUCAAGUUGGGGGGGCUCAUCUGUUUGGGGCAUGUUAGCCUAAAGCUUGAAGAGGUGGCUUUAGGAUGCCUAACUACAUCAAACAUGGAGUACCUUUCAAAGUUCAGACUGGAAGCCCCGUCACCGAAGGCCAUGGUCACGAGAACCGCACUCCGCAACCUGAGUAUGCAAAAGGGAUUCAAUGACAAAUUUUGCUUUGGUGACAUUACUAUUCACUUCAAGUAUUUGAAAGAAGGAGAAAUGGACCACCAUAUAGUUAGUAACUUGGAGAAAGAAAAAGAAUUUCAUUUGGUCGAAGAAGUCUCUGCCUUACCCAAAGAGGAGCACUUCGUUGGACAGAUGGGUUUAACAGAAAAUAAGCAUAGUUUCCAGGAUACUCAGUUCCAGAACCCAACUUGGUGUGAUUACUGCAAGAAAAAAGUGUGGACUAAAGCCGCUUCCCAGUGUAUGAUCUGUGCCUAUGUUUGCCAUAAAAAAUGCCAGGAAAAGUGUUUAGCCGAGAUUCCUCUCUGUGGAGCAACUGAGAGGCGGAUAGACCGGACCCUGAAAAACCUCAGGCUGGAAGGACAGGAAACCCUCCUGGGCCUGCCUGCUCGUACUGAUGCCGAAGCUAGCAAGUCAGUCAAUAAAACGACAGGCCUGACAAGGCACAUUAUCAAUACUAGCUCUCGUUUGUUAAAUUUGCGUCAAGUCUCUAAAACUCGCCUUUCUGAACCAGGAACUGAUCUAGUAGAACCUUCACCAAAACACACACCCAACACAUCAGACAAUGAAGGCAGUGACACAGAGGUGUGUGGUCCAAACAGUCCUUCUAAACGGGGAAACAACACAGGAAUAAAGUUAGUGAGAAAGGAGGGUGGCCUGGAUGACAGCGUCUUCAUUGCAGUUAAAGAAAUCGGCCGUGACCUGUACAGGGGCUUGCCCACAGAGGAGAGGAUCCAGAAACUGGAGUUCAUGCUGGAUAAGCUGCAGAAUGAAAUUGAUCAGGAGUUGGAACAUAACAAUUCCCUUCUUAGAGAAGAAAAAGAGACGACUGAUACAAGGAAAAAAUCACUUCUUUCUGCUGCUUUGGGUAAGUCAGGUGAAAGACUACAAGCUCUGACACUUCUUAUGAUCCACUACAGAGCAGGCAUUGAAGAUAUCGAAUCUUUAGAAAGUCUGUCCUUAGACCAGCACUCUAAAAAAAUAAGCAAGUACACAGAUGACACAGAAGAAGAGUUUGAUAAUGAAAUAACCCAACUAAUAGACUCUCAGCCAUUCAGCAGCAUUUCAGAUGACUUAUUUGGCCCAUCUGAAUCUGUGUGACAGUCUAUUUAAACUUCCAAGUGAUUGGGGGAAAGUUGCAUCUCAAGUACCACAGAUAUAACCACAUUUAAACCCUCUUAUAACGCACUGGCCUGCUUCUCCAGUUAUUUGCUUGUGUUAAAGAGCAAGAAUGAAAAGGUUGUUCCAGCAAAAACAUGACCAGCUCACUAAAUUGGUUGUUUCAGAUUGCAUUUAUAGCUAUGCCUUUUGGGUUUAUACUUGGAAUUUAUUUUUACUAAUUUAUUUUUAACUUUUUCUAAUUAUGGAAUUAUGUAAGCUGAUGUUUCAUAUUUAUGUAUGUUGAUGUCUCAUGCUAUUUUCCUUCCUCUUUUUUGAAUUAGUGUUAAAUAGGAUACUGUCCAGAUUGUUGUAAUAUUUUUAUUUCUAUCACGGUUAUAAAGAUUGCUGCAUGCCGAAUUGACAGCAGCAAUCGUUGAGGGAACAGGUUUUGAAUCUUACUUUGUGUUAUGAAGUUUGUCAUCCUACUUGCUUGAGAUUUUUAUUAUUUUGGGGCUUGGGGGUGCUUUUUGUUUUGUUUUUGCCAAAUACAACAUGAAAGCAGAUACUGUGGCUUUAGUCAGUUAUGCUGAUUUAGUAAAAAAAAUUUCACAUAUAUUGCUUGCUUUCUAUGCCUCUGAAAUUUUUUUCUAAAGUUUCUGUGAGUUGAAGUAUAGUAAGAAUAUAGUGAAUGAAUAACUUGAAGAGCUUGCACUGAAAAACAAAAUGUAACAAGGAGUAAAUAUAGGAUGUAGUUGAAAAAGAAUUUUGUAGAGAUAACAAGAUUACUAAAAAACAGCAACCAGUAGGAUUUUGAAAUAUAAUCUUUCAAAAUGUUGCUUUCCUUUUCAAUGGAAGUUCUAAACAUUUAUGAUUAUUUUUCAUCUUCCGUUCUCCCAUAGAAAUAAAGCAUGUGCAAGGACACAAAGUUUCAGAGGACUGUUCUUAAAAUGACCGGGUUGAUACUGGUUUGGGCUGUUUGUGUUUUAGAAAUGUUUUCAUGCAGGAAACUGUUGUGAAAGAAUCAUGCAAAAUAGAUUUAUUGCUUUGUCGGACAUCUUACUGGCUUAAAGGAAUGGUGAUUGUUCUGAAUGUUUCUGUAGUUCAGACUAUCUUCAUUCAUUAAAAAAAGGAAAAUUAACUAAAUAGACAGUAUACGUAGGAAUUGGGACCCGUUCUCUGAAAAUGAAGAUCUACUCUGAUUUUUGGUCCAUCCUGUGGAUUCCAGUAACACGUGGCUGAGGGAAAACGUGAGCCUGACCUCUGUUGGUAUUCCAUGAAAGUUUUGGCCUUCCAUAUGCCUAUAAAAAGAUACGCAUGUGUUUUCCCUUUUGUAGGUAACUACUAUGAUCAUUGAUAUAUAGUAAAACUGACGUGAAUUUAAAACUAGAUGGGACGGCUUGUAUGGCUGGCAGAAAAAGGCAUAGUGUGAUACGAGAGUGAAAGUUCCAGCUCUUCACUGGCUGUGAAUGAACUGUAUGACCAUCAGCAGGCCACUAAACGGCCCUGUGUCGCAGUCUCCCCAGCUCCCAAGUAGGAAUACUCAAGAUUUACUCUUCCUCACAGGAUUGUUGUGAGGGAAGCAACAGCAUAACUAAGUGCUCUGAACAGUAAAAAGCUAUUCAAAUAAAAGGUAUGACUUAUAUGGGCGAUAAAAACAUUUUUGAGGGUAGAAAAUUUACUCCACUUUAAAAAUGAAUAGCCAAUUCUCAUUUCUGCUAUUAAAUGAAAUAUUAGGAAACAGUACUUCCUUGGCCAAGUUAAUAGCAAAAAUAUAGCUGUGUAUACCCUGUUUGUUUAAGCAUGCUUGCAUUUUAAAAGAACCCUGCUAUAGAAGUCUGUAUACACAAAAUUCUCUGAAAGCUAAAAUGUUGUUCUGUAACAUACACUUGAAACAAUCUGCCCAGUGUAAUAACCAGCUUUCAUCUAUAAAACAUAACUUACCAUUGAUAACCUGGAAGGUGGAAUGUCUGAGUGGCUGGUGUUUAUGGAUCGUACAUGGAAGUUCUAGUGACAUCCAAGCAUGCUGCUGAACCUGACGCUUUUCAAAGAGCCUCAGAGUAAUUAAUGCAAAGCUUUGGUUUCAUAAAAAUCGACUUGUACUUCAAAGAUACUUAAAUCUGUAGAGCCACAGUUACGGAAAGCUCAGUAAUGCUACUCAUGAUAUUUGUAAAAUAUACCUUUACUGUAGUGCAAUAUUUUAUAUAUACAGUGGGAGAAGCAGUAGAGGCAUCACAGUUGUACUUUAGUGCAAGGGGAACGCCCCAAAUAGCCUAAGGGAGAGGAAGGUACAAGGCUUCAGUGAAAACAGUUGUAUUAUAUUAAACUCCUGAUGUAAUCUUGCUGCCAUGCUAUGUUAUCAAUAGCUAAAAAAUAAUAAAUAAAAACUACCACGGAAAACAA
Molecule: messenger RNA, 5640 nt
Organism: Miniopterus natalensis
Lineage: Eukaryota; Metazoa; Chordata; Mammalia; Chiroptera; Miniopteridae
Gene: PDZD8
Product: PDZ domain containing 8
Biological process (GO): mitochondrial calcium ion homeostasis
Cellular component (GO): mitochondria-associated endoplasmic reticulum membrane contact site
Molecular function (GO): lipid binding; protein binding
Source: RefSeq, a predicted model, not a curated record